AUGACAGAGAAUUCAGAAGAUGAAAUAAAAUUCGAUGAGAAAUCUUUUGAUCCGCCAAUUUGGAAAUUGAAGCGGUAUCAAAAUGCCCUGCUCGUUUUUUGGGGAUUUGCGGCUGUUUACGCGCUCCGGGUUAACCUAUCCGUCGCUAUUGUACAAAUGGUGCCGCCGGUUAAGAAUUCAACCAAAGGAGAAUGCGCGAAUUCCUCUUUUACGACUCCUCAAGUUUCCUAUUCAAAACCAAACGAUCCGACUUACGAUUGGACUCCCGAACAGCAAGGGAUUAUUCUUGGGACCUUUUUUAUGGGUACAUCACUACGCAAAUCCUUGGCGGAUACCUAG
Molecule: messenger RNA, 339 nt
Organism: Oikopleura dioica
Lineage: Eukaryota; Metazoa; Chordata; Appendicularia; Copelata; Oikopleuridae
Source: the annotation of a GenBank genome assembly